Messenger RNA from Cajanus cajan (pigeon pea), 1721 nucleotides. Its product is annotated as Adaptin ear-binding coat-associated protein 1 NECAP-1. Gene Ontology annotation, cellular component: membrane; clathrin vesicle coat. Gene Ontology annotation, biological process: endocytosis. The record is from RefSeq and is a predicted model, not a curated record. NCBI's taxonomy places the organism in Eukaryota, Viridiplantae, Streptophyta, Magnoliopsida, Fabales, Fabaceae.
ACUUGAAAACAAAGCAAACACUGCUCCAGUUCAAAACCCAUCACACACCGUUCGAUCCCAGAGCUGUGCGAAUCUGACGGUGCUCAUUCAUCUGAUGCAGAACCGUUUCAGUGCAGCGUCAUCUCCUUCCUGAGAACGAAGGAGACAGAGACAAACCUUCCCAUCACUCACUCUUUCUCUCUCUUCAACACCAAAAAAAAAAAAAAACUAAUCAACCAAACCCUAAUUCUUCGAAAUUGGAUUGGCAAAGUUCUUCCCCAAAUCCUCACCUCCUUCAGACCCAGAUCACAUUUCUUCUGCCUCUUAAUUCUCAGCCACCUAAUUUGCGAUCUUUCUCUGCCUCCGAAUCAUGGAGAAGGAGGAGAACGAACCGCAUGUUCAGAAAAGUGGCGGCGAAACCGAAGACGCCGAACCCCUUGAGCUCGUUCUCUUUCAAGUGCCCGAGUGUUACGUCUACAUAAUACCUCCAAGAAUGAGUGCAGCUUCAUACAGGGCCGAUGAGUGGGAUGUCAACAAAUGGGCAUGGGAAGGGAUAUUGAAAGUCAUUAGCAAGGGAGAAGAAUGCAUCAUAAGACUCGAAGAUAAGAGCACGGGUGAAUUAUAUGCUCGGGCUUUUUUAAGAAAUGGAGAGCCGCAUCCUGUAGAACCUGUUAUUGACAGCAGCAGAUACUUUGUUCUUCGUAUAGAAGAGAACAUAGAUGGUCGUCUUCGACAUGCUUUUAUUGGUUUAGGAUUCCGAGAAAGAACAGAGGCUUAUGACUUCCAAGCUGCCUUACAUGAUCAUAUGAAAUAUCUGAACAAAAAGAAAACUGCUGAAGAGAUGGAACAACAUUACCAGCAUACUUCCUCUGUUGAUUACAGUCUGAAAGAAGGAGAGACUCUUGUGCUGCAACUUAAGAACAAUAAAAGUGGCCGCAGCAUUAAGUCGAAGUUUUUUGAGCAGGGUCUGAACAACUCCCCAGAAGAAAAGACUGGAAAAAAACUUUUACCUGUACCUAGUAUCAAGUUACCACCACCUCCUCCAGCACCCCUUUCACCGGUUAUUGCAGCGCAGAAGUCUCCAACAGACUCACCUACAAAACUUAGCCUUGAGAAAACAUCUAAAGUUGAGACACCCAAAACAGUCAAAGACAGAGACCAUGAAAAUUCUCCUGAAACUCAAAGCACACAGGAUGUACCAGAUGAUGAUUUUGGCGAUUUCCAAGCAGCUGGUUAAGCACAUAAGCUAUCCAUUAUUCAUCAUGUGGUUUGUCUCUGAUGAAUAGAAAACAUGCAAAAUUAUUCACUCCUUGUACAUCUGGUAUAUACCAAAGACUGCUGAUUCAGCUUGGAGAUUCAAUUAUGUCCUUCCAGACAGGAGAAAGUAUAUCCUACAUAGCCAACAAAAUAUCAUUAAAGAAUCAACCUAUAUGCUUAGUAAUCGGUGGUUGUUUUGGUUGCACUACGGGCUACUACUACGAGAGUUUUUCCUUCUUGAGUCACUUAAUUUCAGUUUUAUGCUUUGUUUAUAUUUCUGAGUUGAGAUUCCUAAGUAGUUAUUUAGUAGUACAUCCUAAACCGGGUUCAUAGCUUUGUCGAUAUCAUAAUUGCUGUUAUGAUGAAUGAACCAGAUUAAGCGUUGAUGACUUGUUGAUUUGUUCCUUGUAUGGUGGAUGAUCUAGAAUAGGAAGAAGUGAACACAGAAAUUUGUGUGAUUAAAUAAAAAAUUAACUUGUCAUCGA